GCCCAAAGCUGCAUCAGGGAAGGGGCAGGCGCUCCUCCCUGGGUCCAAGCUUCGAGCUACUGCUGUCCUGCCUUCCCCUUCAGACUGUUUGUCUGUAAGCACCUCCAGGAAGGAUGAAGGGUUACAGCCAGCCUGGGCUGGCUCCUGCAGAGCAUCAGAAAAAGGUCUCCCUCGCCCCUGUGCCUACCCUCCUGCAGCCUUUAUCGCCCCUCUGCUCUGAGUCCCAUUCAUUCUGCCACAGCUGUGAACAUCUUCCCAGACUGUCUCUUGCACCGAGCUUGCCUGGAGUCUGUACCCGCUGUCAGGGGACCCACCCCAGACCCACACGCAGCCCCACAUCUUAGAUUCCCUGGGGCUGACAGGCAGUGGUGACUCCACACUACGCUGAGGUGAGAUCCUAGUUGCCCAAAAUAGCCCCAGCUGCGUCUGAGGCCAGUCUUCCUCCUGGAAUGAGGAUAAUGGGUACCAGCAUUGCGUUCUGCCUCUGUGAUCUCAAGCCCUGGGCACCAAGCUGCAGUAAACACGGGGCAGGGCGGGUGGACCAGACGGAGAAGUUGUCCAGGAUGCUUGGGGUAGGGACUGUUUCUUGGUUCUGAUGUUGUCUAUCAGCUGUGCACCCGGCCCUCCCCCCCAACACACACCCUACCGCCCUGGACCACUCCUGUAGCUACUUAUCCUGGUCCCCUGACACCUCCAUCCCCAAGCAAGUUCCCUCCCUCAAUGACCUUGCCUACCAAGCAUUGGGUGGUCUGGGCAGGCUUGCUGUCCUUCACCCAGGCAACAUCCUAUGUAGUGAGCACUAGCCCCUCUUGGUGGACAGGCCCACAGACGUUCUACAGCCAACCUGGCUUCCCAUCCUUCACACACCUAUAAGAUGCUUGAGUGUCCACUGUACUGUCACUGCCCGAGCCCCUGCCCCAUACCCCUCUAGGCCUUACCUGGCCUUGAGUUUGCAGUGCCUCGAGGCCCUCACUCCGGAGCUGCUCCAGGGCCACAGCCAGCUGCAGCCCCUCCAUGUGCACCCAGGCCUGCUCCUCCUGCAGCUGCUGCAGCCACAGCUGCUCCUCCUGCAGCUGCUGCAGCCACAGCUGCUCCUCCUGCCACAGCUGCAUCUGCAGCUGGACCUGCCGCCUCCGAUCCUCCAGCAGCAGCUGCUCCUGGGCUAGGCACAGCUGGACUUCGUGGAGUCUCAGCAAUUCAGGGCCCAGGGCUGGCAUGGGGGCCCCAGCUCCACAGCCCUCCAUGUGCUCAGGGGCCAGCACCAGCUCGGAUCCCAAAGCAAUGUCCUGAACUGGCCUCCAGGCUGCCUGUAGCUGCUCUGGCCUGGUGGCCCUGGAGUGUCCCUGAGGAGCCGGCUGAGUGCUGGUCACGUGCUCUGUCGGGGCCACCCCCACCUGGUCCUGAGGGCCCCCUGUGUUGGGGGGCGGGGGCUCAGCCUCAGGGCCCUGCUGCCCAGCUGCCCGCUGGGCCCUGCCCACCCUCUUGCCUCGGGGCUUUCGAGCUCGCCCUCGUUUCCCAGACAUGGCCCUGAAUCCAGUGCCUCUUUCUCCAGAUGUCUGCUCCCCAGGGGCCUGGCUCAUCAACUGGCCUGGUUAGGGAGCUCAGAGGACAUCCCAGAGGCCACAAGAGGUUGCUUGCUCUCAGCCAGGUUCAGCCCUCUGCUCCCCGCUGUCCCAAGUGGCUGUGCUACCCCUUGGCUGAUCUCCGCACCCCGGUAGCAGAGCCCAGGGCCCUGGCUCUGCCUAUAGGCCCCACAGGUCCCACUCUGUGGCACUGGGCCACACCAGAGAGUUUAUAGAGACUUUGGCGGCACAGUGGCUCACCCUAGCCGAGGAGGCUGACUAACACGCUGACACAGGGGAAGCCGAGAGAGAGUCGCCAGCUGCAAAGGAAGGCAAGUCAUCCAAGCAAAGGGUCCUUCUCUGAGAACCCCCAGGCCCCUGCAGGUUGACAGAACACUCAGGAUACACAUGGCUCUAAGCACCAAAUGCCCUGUCACUAGGUGGCCUCCCUGGCCGCGGUGGCCAGCGUGCUGCAGUCAUGGGACCUGAGCCUCACAGAAGCUAUGCUCAAGAACAUGGAGGCAGAGCAGCAGCGCCGUGCUCAGGAGGCCCAGAAGCACAAGGAGAACGAGGCCAAGCGCAUCAACAUCAAGGUGCAGCAGCUGGCUAAGGAGCAGCAGAAGUGUCAAAAGGAGCUCCAGCAGGCCUACUGUGAGCUCAAUCGGAGGAUCAUGGAACAUGACAAGUGUGAGAGGAAGUUCAUGGGCAAUACCGAACUCACACUACAGGCCAUCAAGGAUGCAGAGGCCCAAGUGGACAGAUUGCAGCAAGAGGCACAGAAGGCUGAGGAGACACUGGCCAUGGCCAGGCUGGAGCUGCGGGAACAGACUCCGGAGGACGAGGAUACAGAACCUGGGCUCAAGUGCCGGGUCACGGAGCUCCAUGACGUGCUGAUGAAGGACGUAGGGGAUCGCAUCCGAGCCGAUGGACGGUGGCCUCUUGUCAUCGACCCUUCUGGCCAGGCAGCCACUUUCUUGAGAUACCAGGACACCAACUAUGUGGACACCCUAAAUCCGGAGCACUUGAGACCUGAGAGGAUUCGGCUGGCUCUCCUGGGGGCACUCAGGUACGGGAAGCCACUGGUGUUUGACCUGCGUCAAGUGAACCUGUUCCCAGUAGUACAGCAACAGCUGGAGGUCGUGCAGACUGGCCUGGCACAGGCCCUGUUGAAUCGUGGGCUGCUGGCAAAGGAAGGGUAUCUGUCACUGCUUCGGCCAACAGAUGGACCUGAGUAUGACCCCUCCCAGUUCCAAGAGGCUCGCCUAGAGAACUUCCGCCUCUUCUUUGUCACCCAAGUUAAGUGGCCCCCAGCUGACCAGCUGCAGACCCUGCUCCCAGUGCGUGUGCAGAUGCCCAGUGGAAGGUUCUAGUCACACCCCAAUAAAGCGUGUGCCCACGGCA
Molecule: messenger RNA, 2963 nt
Organism: Mus musculus (house mouse)
Lineage: Eukaryota; Metazoa; Chordata; Mammalia; Rodentia; Muridae
Gene: Iqank1
Product: IQ motif and ankyrin repeat containing 1
Exons: 10
Coding region: 2066-2932 (288 amino acids)
Source: RefSeq, a predicted model, not a curated record